AAACAAAAAUAAGGCUCAAAAUAGCAUAGAGAAAGAAAUAAUAAAAAUAUAAUAUUUACAAGUUUAUAAUUACAAAAAGAAAGCUAGACUUUCUCCUUUUACACUAUACUAGAGAGUCGGGGCACUCAUUUCCCCCAAUAUUCGAAAAUGGCCGUCGCUAAUCUGCAGAAAUUCGCUUCGCGAAUCGUCCGAAACCCAUCAAUUCUUUCAAUCACUCGAUCUUCCGCCGCCGCAGCCGGAUCCGGGUCCUCAACCCGCACCGGGUCCGCCAAAGUCUCCGAUCGGAUCGUCAAGCUCUUCGCCAUUGACCCGGAAGGCCAUAAACGUGAAAUCAUCGGACUUUCGGGUCAAACACUUCUCAAAGCCCUAACUAAUAACGGGUUAAUUGACCCGGAUUCACAUCGCCUUGAAGAAAUCGACGCGUGUUCUUCGGAAUGUGAGGUCCACAUUGCUCAGGAAUGGCUUGAGAAGCUUCCACAAGCUUCGUAUGAUGAAGAGUAUGUGUUGAAGAAGAAUUCUAGAGCUAGGGUUUUGAACAAGCAUUCUAGGCUGGGUUGUCAGGUGGUGCUUUCGCCGGAGCUUCAAGGUAUGGUUGUGGCGAUUCCUGAGGCGAAGCCAUGGGAUAUCCCGUAAAAAGGUGAAAUUGAAUCUUUUGAGAAGUUUGUGAACUGGAGUUUUUACGGUUUUGAGUUAAUAAUUUGUGGAAUUUAUGGUACUUGAUAGGCAGUUUGUGUCAAAAUUGUCCCAAAGUUGACAACUCUGUUCGUUUUAAAUUGCAUACUUUUCGAGUUCCUGUAUGAAUUUUCUCUAUUAUCUGUUAAUUUACUUGCACCAGAAUGAAAUUGGUUUGAUAAA
This is a messenger RNA of Capsicum annuum, 855 nucleotides long. Its product is annotated as putidaredoxin. Gene Ontology annotation, cellular component: mitochondrion. The coding region runs from base 148 to 633 and encodes 161 amino acids. Gene Ontology annotation, molecular function: 2 iron, 2 sulfur cluster binding. The record is from RefSeq and is a predicted model, not a curated record. The transcript has a single exon. NCBI's taxonomy places the organism in Eukaryota, Viridiplantae, Streptophyta, Magnoliopsida, Solanales, Solanaceae. Gene Ontology annotation, biological process: P450-containing electron transport chain.